Messenger RNA from Impatiens glandulifera, 1498 nucleotides. RefSeq names its product ankyrin repeat-containing protein ITN1-like. The record is from RefSeq and is a predicted model, not a curated record. Gene Ontology annotation, cellular component: plasma membrane. NCBI's taxonomy places the organism in Eukaryota, Viridiplantae, Streptophyta, Magnoliopsida, Ericales, Balsaminaceae. Gene Ontology annotation, molecular function: protein phosphatase regulator activity; protein phosphatase 1 binding. The coding region runs from base 96 to 1310 and encodes 404 amino acids. The transcript is spliced from 2 exons.
UUUUCUAGUAUUUAUUUAUAUGGAAUGACCAAAAAAAGUGACAAAUCACAUUCAACUCCCUCCUUUGGAUUAAGCUUUUCUCCAAAGUGUGUUGAAUGGGUUCGACAAGCAGAGUUAACCAAGAUGAUCUAUGGGAUGCUGUGGCCAACGGGAAGAUUGACACAUUGAAACAAAGAUGGACACAAGAUGUGAGUCUUCUUUAUAAAUACAAAUUGGGUUGUUUCGAUCAAAGCAUUCUCCACUUGGUUGCAAGUCACGGUUAUGUUGAAGAUGUGAAGAAUAUUCUAACUCAUGAUCUGGAGCUGGCAGAAGUUCUUGAUUCUAGGCAAUGUUCGCCUCUUCAUGUGGCGGCUGCUAAGGGACAUGUGGCUGUAUUGGAUGUGUUGCUUCCUCAUAGCCACCAUGUGGCUCGAGUCAAGACCAACCAUGGAGAAACCAUUCUGCAUCUCUGUAUCAAGCACGAUCGUCUUGAACCUCUCAAACGGCUUGUCGAAAAUAUCAAGGGUAGCGAGUUUGCAAAUCGUAAGGACGCUGAAGGAAACACCAUUCUUCAUCUUGCUGUCAUGCUUGAACAUGAACAUAUUGUGGAGUAUUUAAUUGAGAAUAAGAUUGUUGAUCUCUCUUCAAGAAAUGCAAAUGGAAAUACUCCUUUAGACAUUGCUUACAACAACAAGCGAGGGGAAGACAUGAACAAUAUAGAAAAUCUCCUUCGCAAAGCUGGAGCUGUAAAAUCGAAGCAUCUAGAUCGGGGACAAUGGCUGACCCAAAAACGAGACUCACUCAUGGUGGUAGCUUCACUAAUAGCCACAAUGGCUUUUCAAGCUGGUGUGAGUCCUCCUGGUGGUGUUUGGCAAGAUAAUUCACCUUUGCAUAGGGCAGGGGAGGCCGUAAUGUCCUACAACUAUGAAGACUCUUACCCGUUCUUCCUUCGGUUCAAUACGAUUGGAUUUGUUGGUUCACUAAGCACGAUUCUGUUGUUAAUCACUGGCUUGCCAUUUAGGAAGAAGUUCAUGAUGUGGCUCUUAGUUUUGAUCAUGUGGGUGACCAUUUCAGCUAUGGCGGUUACUUAUGCAUUCGCUAUUACUGUGGUGACCCCGAAGAAAAGCAGGGGACCUCUUACUAACACGAUUGUGGUUGGUGUGAUUGUGUGGGGAGGGGUUAUGUUUUUGCUCCUUUUAUGGCAUAGUCUUGUUUUACUAAACAAGGGGUUCCAUCGUAACAAGAUUCAUCCUUGUCCUAAUUUCUUUAGCAAAUUCUUUCGACUAUGCAGUGGGCCGUCGCCAGAACAACUUUCUGGGCGCCACAUUUAAUCAUUAGUUUAAGGGUAUUUUAAUGUUUUGAGAUUUGUUAUUAAAAUUGAUUUUGAAAAUUCUUAUUUUACCUGUUUGUUUAUUAAGAAUUUUAAAUUUAUUUUAUUUUCAGUCUUGGUUCGGUCAAUUACUAUUCUAAUAUUGUUAUUUUUGCACUACAAAAUUAAAUAAAGCCAGUAUUAUUAUUA